This is a messenger RNA of Lactuca sativa (garden lettuce), 1865 nucleotides long. Its product is annotated as aspartic proteinase 36. Gene Ontology annotation, molecular function: aspartic-type endopeptidase activity. NCBI's taxonomy places the organism in Eukaryota, Viridiplantae, Streptophyta, Magnoliopsida, Asterales, Asteraceae. Gene Ontology annotation, biological process: proteolysis. The record is from RefSeq and is a predicted model, not a curated record.
GGAUUGGGUUAGAAGCAUUCAUGCCUCCAACGCAAUCUUUUUCAAAAUCUUCUAAAAAAAUCUAUAUCUCCACACCUCCUCAAAUUCUCUCCAACAAAGAAUCAAUCCCUCCUUCAUUUCUGCCCCCCUCUUCGAUCUUUCAUAAAUACCCGAUGUAUACAACUCGACAACUUGGUCGGGUCGCUGUUGCAUUUUAGUUAUUCGGUAAAAGUACUGAAUUCAGGGAAAGCAAGUGGGAGAGAAGAGAGAAGGAAUGCGGGCAUAUUUUCUUGCCGGAAAUCCGGUGAAGUUGAUCAUAACCGGCACCGCCGUCGCCAUUUUAUUACAGGCGGCAUUUGUUCUUUCUGGGUUUCCCACGACUCUUACGUUGGAGAGAGCUUUUCCGACGAACCAUCUUGUUGAAUUGAAUCAACUCAGAGUUAGAGAUAGUUUCAGGCACCCUAGAAUCUUGCAGCAGCAGUCUUCUGUAGCAAGUGUUGUUAAUUUCCAAGUUCAAGGAACAUAUGAUCCCUAUCGUGUUGGGCUUUACUACACAAAGCUUCAUUUGGGUUCUCCUCCGAAGCAAUAUUACGUCCAAAUCGACACCGGAAGUGAUGUAUUGUGGGUGAGUUGCAGUUCAUGCAACGGUUGCCCUAAAUCCAGUGGACUUCAAAUCCCAAUUCAGUUCUAUGACCCUUCAGCCUCAUCAACAGCUUCUUUAAUCUCUUGUUCAGACCAACGAUGUCUUCUCGGAACCCAAUCUUCCGAUUCCAGCUGUUCCGGUUCCAAUAACCAGUGCAGCUACACAUUCCAAUACGGAGAUGGCAGUGGAACAUCCGGCUAUUACGUAUCAGAUCUAAUCAAUCUCGAGACAGUUGUCGGAAAUUCAGUAACAUCAAACGCUUCCGCAUCUAUCGUAUUCGGUUGUAGCACAUCUCAAACCGGAGAUUUAACCAAAUCCGAUCGAGCAGUUGAUGGAAUUUUCGGAUUCGGUCAACAAGGAUUAUCUGUAAUAGCGCAACUAUCUUCACAAGGGAUAUCCCCAAAUGCAUUCUCCCAUUGUCUCGUCGGAAACGGCGCCGGCGGUGGUAUUCUGGUUCUUGGUCAAAUAAUCGAGCCCAACAUGGUGUAUACUCCAUUAAUCGCGUCACAGCCACAUUACAACAUAAAUCUGUUGAGCAUCUCUGUAAAUGGACAAACAUUGUCCAUAGAUCCUUCAAUGUUUGCAACAUCAAGCAGUCGAGGAGGAACCAUAAUUGAUUCCGGAACUACCCUCGCAUACCUUACAGAAGAAGCUUAUGAUCCUUUCGUGGAUGCCAUUACACAGUCUGUUUCACAAUCAGUUCAACCUCUUGUAUCCAAAGGAAGUCAAUGUUAUAUCGUCGCCUCAAGUUCGCCUGAGAUAUUUCCCACAGUUAGCUUGAACUUUGCUGGUAGUGCUUCGAUGCUUUUAAGACCCCAGGAUUAUCUUUUACAACAGAACUCUGUGGCUGGGGCUUCAGUAUGGUGCAUAGGGUUUCAGAAAACUCGAGGUCAAGGAAUCACCAUUUUAGGAGAUCUUGUUUUAAAAGACAAGAUUAUUGUUUAUGAUCUUGGUGGUCAGCGAAUUGGUUGGGCUAAUUACGAUUGUUCGAUGUCUGUAAAUGUGUCGACUAUGUCAAGUGGUGGAAGAAGUGAGUAUGUGAAUGCUGGUCAAAUUGGUAGUAGUAAUUCAUUGCAAGAUGAAUGUAAGAAGAUGAUAUUCAUGGUUGUUGUGUUACAAUUAUUUGUAUUUUUUGUUUUUUCAUAAUGAAAAUUUGAGCAAAAGUUGUUAGAGGUUUUCUAGGGUGGUUUAUUCUUUUAUAUGUAUAUUGGGAAAAAAAAAUGAAGUGUUUAUUGUUAAAUUA